Messenger RNA from Talaromyces marneffei, 948 nucleotides. RefSeq lists its product as uncharacterized. Bases 1 to 948 code for a protein of 315 amino acids. Gene Ontology annotation, molecular function: dioxygenase activity. NCBI's taxonomy places the organism in Eukaryota, Fungi, Ascomycota, Eurotiomycetes, Eurotiales, Trichocomaceae. The record is from RefSeq and is a predicted model, not a curated record. The transcript has 4 exons.
AUGGCGAUCAACAUCCCAGUCAUUGAUAUCUCGGGGUACCUAGCCGGUGACAAAGCCGCAACGGCGUGCAUCGCCUCCUCAAUUUCGUCUGCCGCCCAGUCCCCUGGUUUCUUGCAAAUCACGGGCCAUGGUGUUUCUCAAGAAUUAAUGUCGGGUAUGCUUGAGCGGCUCGCCAAGUUCUUUGCUCUCCCUGUUGAGAAUAAACUCGCCCUACACAGAAGUAACUCUCUGGCGCUUCGAGGCUUUGAAACCGUUGGUGAACAGAGAUUAGAAAAGGAUUUUAUAGAUUCCAAGGAAGGGUUUAUGAUUGGGCCCGAGAAGCCAGCGGAGGGCGCUAGGUUUCUUCAAGGUCCAAAUCAAUGGCCGGCAGAGAUGGAUGUUGAAGGUCUAAGAGCGAGGAUGAUGGAGUACUUUGGCGAGAUGCAAAUUUUGAGCAAGACCAUGUUCCGCCUGAUAGCUUUGGGUUUGGGUUUAGAUGAGAAGUAUUUCGAUGACUUUGUUGGUAGCAAGGAUUCUAUCACAAUGUGUCGAGCGCAUAGAUACCCGCCGACAACCGUGGAUAUGUCCAAAAAUUCCAGGGGAAUAGGCGCGCAUACCGACUUUGGGGCGCUGACUCUGCUGCUUCAAGAUAAAAUUGGCGGACUAGAGGUUUUCUACCGACCUACUGAAACUUGGCACGCAGUCGAGCCGGUCGAGGGUGCGUUUGUCGUGAAUAUCGGAGAUAUGCUAGAGCGUUGGACGAAUAAUCAUUAUACAUCUACGCUUCACAGAGUAAUAUCCCCCGUGAGCAACCAGAAUCGAUACAGCGUGGCUUUCUUCAACGAAGGGCUUCUCGACCAGACGAUCGAAUGUAUUCCGACUUGUCUAAAGCCGGGUCAGAAACCACUGUACGAGCCAGUAAAAGUGGAAGAUCAUUUGCGAGCGCGGUACGGCAACAGUUACAAGUAA